Messenger RNA from Penicillium odoratum, 1059 nucleotides. RefSeq names its product C2H2-type zinc finger protein. The record is from RefSeq and is a predicted model, not a curated record. The transcript has 3 exons. Gene Ontology annotation, biological process: regulation of transcription by RNA polymerase II. Bases 1 to 1059 code for a protein of 352 amino acids. NCBI's taxonomy places the organism in Eukaryota, Fungi, Ascomycota, Eurotiomycetes, Eurotiales, Aspergillaceae. Gene Ontology annotation, molecular function: RNA polymerase II cis-regulatory region sequence-specific DNA binding; DNA-binding transcription factor activity, RNA polymerase II-specific. Gene Ontology annotation, cellular component: nucleus.
AUGACGAUGGUUAUUGAAAAUCAGAACCGCCAGUACGGCGGCAUGAGCUUCGACAAUGUUUACCAUCACAAUCCACCACAAUUCACAGAUCCCUGGGCUACCGCGCAUACCACCUCUCACUCAACUCCCCCUAUCUACGCGACGUCCAUGGGAAACAGUGCCAGCAUCCCUAUCAACUCCGUCAAGUCCGAAGACGGCCGACCAUCCGCCAUUUCCAUGCCCUACCCCAACAUCCCUGUGUCGGCCCCGUCACUGGUACCCGGCAGCAACUACACAGCUACCGGCUACGCUCCAGAGGUGAUGGCUAUGCAACAUGAAGUCCCGCGCACUGGAUUUGAGCAGGCUCCAACCUACACCACAGCUCCACCUAUGAACAACUUUGCGCCCCAGAGCUAUGCGCCAGUCAGCUACGCCCCCAUUCACGCUUCCCAGUCCCAGGAUGUUCGUCGCAUGUCGCAUUCAGAUGCUCGUGUGGGCUCUUCUCAAGCCCCACCAGGUGCUCCCACUUUUGGAGACGCGCUCGACGCCAGCCGAGGAAUGGUGGCGCUCAGCCAGGACCUGACUCCUCGGAACAUUUACGGGCCUCGCGGUGCCCGUGGCUCUACUGAUUCCUACGGAUUCCCCUCAACACACUCCUCUGCUUCCUCCAUUUCUUCGGGUAGCAACUACCCCUACUACAGCGCCUCUGUGGGAUCCGUGGAUUCUUCUGUGACCGACUACAGCUCCAGCACCUCCGAGUCUUAUGAGUCGCGCACUCUUCCCCGGCCGACUAGUCUCUUGGCUGGUAGCGCGCCUGCCGGUCCUCAGUCCAUGAUGAGCCAGUUCAGCUCAAAAAUGCCCUCAAACACCCAAAAGAAGCACAAGUGCAAGGUCUGCGACAAGCGUUUCACCCGCCCGUCUUCUUUGCAGACACACAUGUACAGCCACACUGGCGAGAAGCCAUUUGCUUGUGAUGUGGCAGGCUGUGGACGACACUUCUCCGUUGUCUCAAAUCUGCGUCGCCAUAAGAAGGUGCACAAGGGUGAGAAAGACAGUGGUUCCCCUGAUGAAGACGAGUAA